CAGUUAUCACCUAUCACGUCGACAGGCCGCCGGCUACGAAUUAACGUCGUGCGCUUGCGGAUCGCCAAAACACUUGUUAUUUACGUUUUGUUUCGAGUAUCGCCAUUCAUCAUAGAUUAUGAAUAGUAUUCACGUAUCAUGUGAGAGUUAAGUCAAAUUUGACCCUCCAAACAUUACUAAAUAGUAAAUACUAACUAUCGUCAUUCGUCGGGCCACGCACGAUGAAGUACAUGAUCAGCAUGUAUCGGUGCUAUGCUGCUACUAAUUUCAGAUUGUUGAAUUUUGAAAACAGAACGUACAAGAACAUUCGAUUUUUCAAGUAUGUGUGUCAGUGCGUCUUUCCCAGUAUUGUGCGAUAUUCCCCUUGGCGAAACUAGAAAAUUUUAUUAGGACAGGCCAAAUGAUAAAUAUGAAAAAAAUUAUGAUUACAAAAUAAGUUUUAUUUAAAUUUUAAAUUUUAUUAAGUCAGUCAGUAAGUUAUCGAGUCAGGAUUAGCUUAGACCAUGGCCCAACUGGCCAUGAACUGGUCUUCAUAUUUUUUUUUAACCUUAUACAUUUUUUCAUAUUAAAAUUAUGUGAAAUUAUUUUAAUCUUGAGCUCUUAAACUUAAAUACCUUUUCCAUAAAAAAGUUAAAACUUUUUACUGUAAACAAGGGUCAUAACAAGUUAUUUAAUACAGUUACUGUCAAGUACAAACUUGGCAUGACAAAAUAAACCAAAUCCUUUAAAAAAUUGCGAAAAAUUGGCACUGGUCAGGAUUCUGAUACUACUCUUGAACAAUUUCUUCAUUGUAUCAUACUGAAUUCAGUGGUUUUGCAAUUACCAAGCAAGGAACCACUGAAAACAGAUACAAAAGUUCCGGCUUUUACAAGUGGCAGUGGUGUUGAUUAUGAUAACCCAUGUUUACAAUCUACUGAAAAGAAAAAUGCUUCUUUAAAUAACACUGAUGUUACGCAUGAUAAUAAAUUAGACAAUAAACAAAAUAUUAACGAGACCUUAAACGAUAGUAACUUCACAAUGCGACUUGUUAAAAGGAUUGAAAAAUGGUCGCCAUCUACAGCAAAAUAUGCAAGACUGAGUGUUUUUGGGACUAAAUAUCUAUACAAAGAUAUUCUAGUGUUACUAUCAGCUUUUAAUAAAUAUUAUAGUUCUGAUUUGUCGUUAUUAACUUAUGCCGAGUUGGAGGUGAAGUAUAGGUUGCCAUCACAACUUUUUGGUUUGACACCAAUCCUAAUUUUUUGUAAUAUACCAUUUCUUGAUUUGCUUAUAUUUCCAAUAGCGUUCAUGUUUCCUAAGUAUUUGUUAUCUGAACAUUUUUGGACAGAUGAACAAAUUAAAGAGUAUUGGGUAAAAGAUCAACAGAACAAUUUUGAACAUAACAUGAGAGUUUUUGAGCAUUUGAGUUUAAUGGCUGAAGAAUGUUCAGAUGAUAUGCUUUUGAAAUGGUUUCGUGUGAUUGAAUGUCUAAAAGCAGGAAACGUGGCCCCAGUAGAAGACAUAAUUCAAGCCAUCCCAGUUUUUACUAUGUUCCCGUAUAAUUUUAGCUCCUUACCUCCUCAACAUAUUAAAGUGCUAUUGAAAAUGUACAACAUACACCGUGGAUGGGGAAGAAGAUUGAGGUUGAAGAAAUUAGCACAGUACAUACAAUUAAUGGAUAAGGCAAUAGAAUCUGAAGGUGGACCAGAUAAAUUAAAUGAUAGGCAAUUAAAAUGGGCGUGCUUAUUUAGAGGCUUGAGCCCUUUUUCAUCAUCUAGAGAAACACUUGUCCUAUACUUACAAGACUGGAUAAAGAUCUCCUCGAAAAUAGACAACGAUUCACUCAGCUUUAUACUCCAUUGCCAGGUUUUAUUGGCAUUAAAUCGACCAGAAAAUGACAUACUAAAGAAGACUGAAUAAUAAAUGGUGUUUAUUUAAAAACAAAAAUAAAUAACCAUUUAAAAUCUAGACAAAUUAAUCCAUUGUAAUUACAAUAAUAAUUAACUCUAGCCUGUAUUUUUAUUUUGUAGUAUUCAAACGAUAUUAAAGGGCCCCUUUGUCCAAAUACGAAUGGGAGCCCACCAGGAAAUUCUCGGCUUCUCGGUAUGCAUAUCCGCUCAAAUUAAUAUCCAGUAAUGUUAAGAGGAUGUCAGCACAAUAUUUGUUUUUUCUCUCUGGCCCAUGCGCAACAUUUACAAAACGCAUUUACACAGAAUCAUUUUUUCUAUGUUUUUAAGUAAUCUUAGAGUAAAAUCACCCAUUACAAAAAUUGUUAUUUGACAUUAUAUUCGAAUUUGAAAAUAACCAAAAGAAUUUUGUAAAUUUAAAUGAUGUUUAAAUUGUUUUGAAACAAUAAUUAGACAAAUCGAUAUGUCAUUCCCUCAAAAAUAUUAUUCUCUAUCUUUUUUGUCAUGGGUAAAUUUACUAUGAGAUUACAUAAAAACAUAAAAAAAUGAUUCUGCGUAAAUGUGUUUUGUACAUCUCCCGCGUGGGCCAGAAA
Messenger RNA from Acyrthosiphon pisum (pea aphid), 2476 nucleotides. Its product is annotated as LETM1 domain-containing protein 1. Gene Ontology annotation, cellular component: mitochondrial inner membrane. NCBI's taxonomy places the organism in Eukaryota, Metazoa, Arthropoda, Insecta, Hemiptera, Aphididae. The transcript is spliced from 7 exons. Gene Ontology annotation, molecular function: ribosome binding. Bases 1018 to 1896 code for a protein of 292 amino acids. The record is from RefSeq and is a predicted model, not a curated record. Gene Ontology annotation, biological process: intracellular monoatomic cation homeostasis.